UACCCCUGUACAUGUGAGAUAACUUACAAGCGUUAUAUAGACCUGUUUUGUUUGUUACAGGGUUGUGUAGUUUAAUUGUUCGUAUUUGUCUUUGCGGCAGAAUAGAAAAGUAAUCAACUAUACGUCUCAAAUGUACACAGCGCCGUGAUUUUAGCAUCGCUGGCUUAUACUUUCUAAUGAGCUAGCUAAUAACCUUGCUGGCGUCUCACCCCUGCGAAUCAGGUUCAUAUUUAUUCAGAGGGAAUGGCAGCUUUAUGUCGAGUUUUUCUUGCAUCAGCAUCUCUUUCAAUAAAGAGCUUGACCGAAGCCACAUCGAAGCCGUGGUUUUUGUCCAGUCGCAGCAAGUUUACGAGAUCACGCAUCCCUCCAAAUGUGUUUGCAGAGCGGUCUAAAGAGCAUGAAAAGUAUGGCGGUGACCCGGAACAGCCCCAUAAACUACAUAUUGUCACGCGAGUGAAAAGCACGAUGCGGCGACCUUACUGGGAAAAGAAAGUGGUGAAGAGUUUGGGUUUGUUGAAGGCCCACGAACCUCGUGUGCACAAAAACACCCCUUCUGUUAACAACCAGCUGAAAAUGAUUAAGCAUUUAGUCAGGAUUCAGCCUCUUAAACUACCACAUGGCCUUCCGGCUGAGGAGGACAUGGCAGAUUCGUACCUCAACACUAAAGGGGAGUUAGUGGUACGUCGUCUCCUAAAGCCAGUGGAACAGAAAGCCAUCGAUUCUUAGUCGAAUUGAACUCAUUCAUUUAUGCCUCUUAUGUACUUUGCAUUGUGUUGAUUAAAC
This is a messenger RNA of Chanos chanos (milkfish), 783 nucleotides long. RefSeq names its product mitochondrial ribosomal protein L30 (gene mrpl30). Gene Ontology annotation, biological process: translation. The record is from RefSeq and is a predicted model, not a curated record. Bases 244 to 726 code for a protein of 160 amino acids. Gene Ontology annotation, cellular component: large ribosomal subunit; mitochondrion. Gene Ontology annotation, molecular function: structural constituent of ribosome. Lineage: Eukaryota; Metazoa; Chordata; Actinopteri; Gonorynchiformes; Chanidae. The transcript has 5 exons.